UGUAAAACUUGAUGACUAGUCAAGACCGCGUGAGAGAAGGACUGAUAAUUGCUUAAUACAUCACGUAUAUACAUAUCGGUAUGCCGCAUAUGUAUAGAUAUCAAUACGUAGUUGUCAACUGUAAUACUGUUUCUAGCCAUUCGUAUUCCUUAGUCCGUGGCAGAGAACCGCCAAGUGCCUCUUCAAAGUCAAACUACUCAAACAGCAGGUUUCGGAUAUUAUAUUGCGAAGUAAUAAUAUGGAUGUGCAAAAAAAGGGGUGGUUCAGCGAAGUUCACGACCUUUGGCCAGGAAUCGCAUUGUCCUUAGAAAUAAACAAUGUCCUGUACAAACGAAGAUCCAAAUACCAAGACAUCUUGGUAGUUGACACAAAGGCUCAUGGCAAGAUGUUGGUUCUGGACGGAGUCAUCCAGUGCACGGAAAGAGACGAAUUUUCGUACCAGGAAGGCAUCGCGUUUCUGCCACUUUGCUCGCACCCAAAUCCGGAGAACGUUUUGAUAAUAGGCGGAGGCGACGGCGGCGUAGCUCGCGAGGUGGCCAAGCAUCCUGGUGUCAAACGGAUAACGCAGGUCGAGAUCGACGAGCAUGUCCUGGAAGCAGCGAGGUUGCAUUUACCCUUCAUGAGCGUCGGGCUGAGCGAUCCGAAAGUCGAUCUGCAGGUCGGCGACGGGUUUCAGUACAUGAGAAACCACAGCGACGAGUUCGAUGUCAUCAUCACCGAUAGCUGCGAUCCCGUGGGACCCGCGACGUGCCUUUUCGAAGAGUCGUACUUCCAACUAAUGAGGACGGCUCUGAGACCCGGAGGAAUAGUUUGCAGCCAGUCGGGAACGGCUUGGGCUAACCUGGAUCACGUGACUCAAACGUUGAAUCGAUGUCGAUCCGUGUUUCCGGUCGCAUCUUACUGCAUCGUCAGUGUCCCAACUUAUCCUACAGGACAAAUUGGAUUCGUCCUGGGCAGCCUAAAUCCAAGCACGGAUUUCAGGGAACCGGUACGAGAAUUCAGCGAAAAAGAACUGGACGAUAUGAAAAUACGAUAUUACAGCGGCGAUGUUCACCGUGCGGCUUUUGUACUGCCGAGAUUCGUCGCCAAAGAACUAUUAAUCGAUAACAAAAAUGUUUCCUAAAAUGAAAUACUGUUGCGUUAUCGAAUGCUAUUUUUUAUGAAAAUUUUUGGUCUACGUGUAAAACGCAACUGUCCCGAAUUGUAUUUAAUUUAUGAAUGUGAAAUAUAUUCGUUGUCAGUAGUUUUCGUAGUUACUUUAUUUUUCUUCUUUGAACUCAUUAGAUGAUCAUUAGUGUAAAUUAUAUAUUUAAUGUUAGAGUGUCUUAAUAUUGUUUAGCUUAAUGUAUAAAUAAAUACAAUAUUCUUAAUGGCGAUUAAUUGUGAUAACAUUCCUGGACGAUAAUAUAACGCAUUUGUAUAUAUUUGUAAUAAAUCUUGUGCGGUUGUAUCGAAGAAAAAGAAAGUAAAAUAACAACUAUCAAAUUACAGCCUAGAUUCUG
This is a messenger RNA of Diprion similis, 1502 nucleotides long. RefSeq names its product spermidine synthase (gene SpdS). The coding region runs from base 239 to 1123 and encodes 294 amino acids. Gene Ontology annotation, molecular function: spermidine synthase activity. The record is from RefSeq and is a predicted model, not a curated record. Gene Ontology annotation, biological process: spermidine biosynthetic process. The transcript has 6 exons. Lineage: Eukaryota; Metazoa; Arthropoda; Insecta; Hymenoptera; Diprionidae. Gene Ontology annotation, cellular component: cytosol.